AUUUCACCCCGAUUUUUUUUUCUGUUUUCCCCUUCUAUUUUCCUUUAAUUUAUCUUGCUUUUUUUUCCCAUUUUUCCCCAAUUUUCCAGCUUUCAUGUCACACUCCCAGUAUGAUCCCAGUAACUCCCAGUAUGAUCCCAGUAACUCCCAGUCUAAUCCCAGUCACUCCCAGUCUAAUCCCAGUCACUCCCAGUCUAAUCCCAGUCACUCCCAGUAUGAGGCCAGUGGCCCCCAGUUGCUCCCUGUCAGUUCCAGUAUGACCCCAGUAGCCUCCAGUGUGAUCCUUGGGACUCUCUGUCUCUCCCAGUGUAUCCCAGUCAGCUCCAGCAUGCUCCCAGUCUUUCCCAGCUCCUCCCAGUUGCUUUCAGCAUGAUUCCAGUUGCUCACAGCCACUCCCAGUCAAUCCCAAUACGAUUCCAGUCACCCUCAGUGGGAUCCCAGUCUCAGCCAGCAUGGACCCAUCUGCUCCCACUGUGAUCCCAGUAUGAUCCCAGUUGAGUAUGAUCCCAGAAUAGUUGCAAUUUUUCCCAGUUCCUACCAGUAUGAUCCCAGUUGUCCCUAGAAUAGUGCCAGUCCAUCUCAGCAUGGUCCCACUCACUCCCAGUUUCUCCUGCUGUGGUUCCAGCUGUUCCCAGUGUGGUCACAGACACUCCCAGUGUAUCCCAGUUGCCCCAGCAAGGUUCUGGUUACCUCAGAAUGAUCCCAUUCUUUCCCAGUUAAUUCCAGUUUCUCCCACUAUGAUCCCAGUUGUGUUCUCAGUCCCCUCAGCAUGGUUCCAGUACCUUCCAGCCUGAUCCCAGUUGCUCCCAGCCGCUCCCAGUCACCCUGAGUGCAGUCCCACUUGCUGCCAGUAUGGUCCCAGUCUUGCCCAGCAUGGCCCAGCUGCUCCCACUGUGAUCCCAGUAGGAUUCUAGUUGCCCUCGGGAUGGUUCCAGUUGUUCCCUGUUCCUCCCAGUGUGAUCCCAGUAGGAUUCUAGUUGCCCUCGAGAUGGUUCCAGUUGUUCCCUGUUCCUCCCAGUGUGAUCCCAGUUGCACCCAGUUGCCCCCAGUAAAGUCCCAGUCCCUCUACAGAUGAUCCCAGCCCCUCCCAGCAUGGUCCCAGUCAUGCCCAGUUGCUCCCAGUGUAGACCCAGUCACUCUCACUCACUCCCAGUUGUCCCCGUUGUUCCCAGUGUGAUUUCAGUCCACCCAGUAUGGUCACAGAUGCUCCCAAUAUAUCCCAGCUACCAUCAGCAUGCUUGUGCUCAUUCCCAAUGAUUCCCACUUACCCCAGUAAGGUUCCAGUUACCCCAGUACAAACCAGUCCCUGCCAGUGCUGCCACUCCUGGGAUCCCCCAGCCCUCUCUGCGUUCCCCCCUCUGGAUCUCUCCAGAGGAGCCCCAAGGGCUGGCAGUCCCCAGCCAGGGUCCCCAGCCAGCCCCAGGUUGGAUCUGCAGCCCCCAAUUUUCCCAGUUUUCCUCUCCUCUUCCCAGGACCAGGUUCCCCCUGUCCCCAGUGGGUGGGAGCAGUGGAGAGCCCCGCGUUGCCCAUCCCUGCUGCGGUGGUGUCGAUGACAGGGGUGCCAUGACUACCCUGAAGAAGCCAUCCUGAAAAGGACUGCCCAGGGGCACAGGCAACUGUCCUGGCGACUGAUCUCAGCUCAGCGGCAGCGUGCAGGCGACGCAGAGAGGGAGACUAGAGAGCUGUAUGGCAUUCCACUGAGAAACAGCCUUUAUUAUAGCAGGGCCCUCAGUGAAGGGAGCCAGUGACAGCAGCUCCUCAAACAGGGGAAAAACCAGGGAUUUCCCAUGCCGAAACCUCGACUAAACGGAGAAGGAGGCUGUGAGGAAGAAGAAGAUGCCCCACGAUACCCAGGCAGACAAGGAGCUGAGGAUGGAGACCAGGGAGGACAAAGCCUCACGUCAGAAACUCGUGGAAGAGGCCAGUUUGAGCAGCUCCACAGCGCAGAAAUCCAACAGGGAAGAAAAGCUUCAGAGAUCCCGCAGGAAGAGGGGCUCCAAACCCAUUCCGGGGUGCUCUGAGGAGGAAAGACCCACCCUGUGCCGGGAAGGCGGACAGAGAUCCAGCCGGGGCACUGAGCUGGUGGUCCAUGAGCAGCUUCAGGAUGGGGAGAAGCCCUACAAGUGCUUGGAGUGUGGGAAGUGCUUCAGCCGGAGCUCAUUCCUGAUCCGCCACCAGAUGAUCCACACUGGGGAAUGGGCCUACGAGUGUGGGGAAUGUGGCAAGGGCUUCUACUGCAACUCCAAACUCAUCACCCACCAGCGCAUCCACACAGGGGAGAGGCCCUACGAGUGUUCUGAGUGUGGGAAGAGGUUUCACAGCAGCUCCACUCUCCUCGUGCACCAGCCGCUUCACACGGAUGAGAGGCCCUUCCGCUGCCCCGACUGUGGGGAGGGCUUCAAGCACAACUCCACCCUUGUCACCCACCGACGCAUCCACACUGGGGAGAGGCCCUAUGAGUGUGGGGAAUGUGGGAAGAGCUUCAGUCAGAGCUCCAGCCUCAAUACCCAUAAACGCAUCCACACUGGGGAGAGGCCCUAUGAGUGUCCUCAGUGUGGGAAGAGGUUUCAGAGCAGCUCCAAUCUCCUUGUCCAUCAGCGGAUUCACACGGAUGAGAGGCCCUUCCACUGCCCUGACUGCAGGAAGGGCUUCAAUCAAAAGUCCAACCUCAUCAUCCACCAGCGCAUCCACACUGGGGAGAGGCCCUGCAAGUGUCCCCAGUGUGGGAAGAGCUUCUCCAGGAGCUCUGACUUGACCAAACACCAACGGAGGCACCGGUAAGGGAAGCCCUGCGAGUGCCUCAAGUGUAGGAAGAGCUUCAUGCACUGCUCCAGCUCCAUCCCCCAUAAGAGGACUCACGUUGGGCAGAGCCCUGAUGACCCACGUUCCCAGUGAUCUGUGUUGGGAACACACUGGGCUGCUGGUCAUUCUGGUUUGGUUCUAUCUUUUGAUUCAUCAGCAUUCCUGUAAAACAGACAAAAUUGGGGCAAAAUCUGUGAAUUCAUCAAAGGCAUCUAAAGCCUCACUUUUCACUAGUGCUUUAAAGGAAUUUGGCAUUCAAGGAGAUACUUGGGAAUAUUUGGGGAUUUGGGGGGUAUUUGGUGGAGUUGUGUCCAUUUCUUGGCACUCAAAGAGCCUAGAGGCUUUGAUCUGACUGGUUUGCUGGGUUAUACAAUGGGGCAUUCAAUACAAUGAACUUGGGACAGUGCCAAUUAGAAGCUACUUUACUCAACUUUUAAGUGAUAAGCCAUCCAUUAUGUUUCUGGGGACCCCCUUCUUUAUCUCUUGUGACCAGCAAUACUGGCGGUUAGAGAUUUGUUUUCUCUUUUCUGGGUUUUCCUUAAGAGAACCAAUGUAUCUAACACCUUUUGCUUUCUCUGAUUUUUCUUCUGGGAUUUUUACAGGUCCAUAAUUGCUACUGUAAUUAAUUAGCUCUUUUGCAACUUUUCUCUGUGUCCAAAUUUUAUGGUUGCUAGCAGGAGAACACAAUUGUGAACCUGUCGGCUGAGGAGGGGUGGUGAAGGGAGUAAACCCAGGAUCAGUGGAACCAGGUAGAUCAGUCGGGUUCCCAAGAAAUGUAUCUAGUCUAUCCACAAGCGUUACAGCUGCUGUGGGGUUUUUUUGGGUUUGUUUUUUUUUUUUGAGGAAAAUUGCUGUAGGUUUAAGUGAUGCUGGCAGGCCUUGAAUUAAAGGGGUCAUAAUUUCAGGCUUCACAGGUAACUGCAUUAGCAAUUCACAGCCAGCAGUUAAUUUUCUGUCAUGUAUCAUUUGCAAGCAGGCAGCUUUGUGAAUGUUUUCAGUAGUUGGUUUGGGGUACUCACUAUAGCUAUAGGGUCCCCCCUUUCCAAUGGGUUAAACCCCCCUGCACAAUAAGCUGUGUGCUGAGUUAGGGACCAUGGGUUACGUCUGUCUCCUGUUGUAAAGAAGACUCCAUGUCCCCAGUACCCACUGACUUCCUGUUCUCUCAAUCCAAUUCGAUCACCUCCAGUGAGAGACACUCGGAAUACGUAUUCUGUCUCUGAUUUGUGCACGUACUCCGUUUUUAACUUAGCCAAUUCAGUAGCAGUGUACGGGGGUUUUUUUAGUGGUUAUAUGUGGAUCAUCUUCAUCAUUGAUAUAAUUAUGUUCUGUUUUAAUUAUAGGUUUCAAACUAGGACACCAGUGUUCCCCACAAUUUUAUCUGAGUUAGCUUCUUUUGAGGGUAAAUUUGAUUAAUGAGAAGGGUUUCCCUCUUUUCUGUUUCUUUUAGCAAGUCAGCAUUUUUGAAUUUUUAUCAUGAAGGGCUGCUCGCAACAGAUUGAUCUUACUCUUUUCUUCAUCCAAUUGUUUUUGCAAAAUUUUAACUAGGUUUUGGAGGGAGUUUAUUAUCGUUUUUUCCUCACUUCUUCACUUACACUGACUUUCUAUAGCUGCUGUAAGACAAGCUCCCAAAACUGAGCAGAGUAUAGUUUUAUUUUUACCCAGUUUAAAUUUUGUUUCAUGUUGCAAAAAAAAAACCAUACUCUAUCAAUCACAUUUUCCAAAUUAAACCGACAAUUAAGCACCCAUUCUUCCCCUCCUGGAGAAAGUCUGGCAUUCUGUUUUGCUAACAGAGCAUAAAAUGCAGCAUUAACUUCUGUACUGCCGUUUUCAGUCAUUUUUACAAAGGGAAAACCACUACAGGGAGGUAUCAAAUUAUACACACACACACAACUUUUUGCUUCCCUGUAUGGGUAAAAAGACUAAAUCUGCUUGGGAGACACUCCUUCAGUUUAAAAUUCUGGUUGUCUCUUUGCUACACCAAGCAGUCAAAAUGUAUUCACACAACAACAAAAACAGUCCCACCCUUUUGCACUAAGAGAUCUUUUGUGAAAUUCUGCAGACAGAGCCCUCAAGUGAGUGUGGGGUACUUUUCACCUCGGUGUGUGCAGUUUGUGGGAAAUUCGAGUCGCCCCCCCUUGCUUUCUAGACACCGCUCACUCUUUUGGGAGUGUCGGGCUGGGUGUGGCUGGAGCAAGACAUCCUUCCCCUAAUACAGACUGCACGACAAACCUGCAGCCCCUUCUGUCUGUCAGAAAUCCUGUCCAUGACUCCAGUUUAGAUGUCACGAUUUGCUAAUGUGAGUGGGAACUCUGAGAGGUUUGUUUGAUCUCUGAGUGCAAAAAGGACACGAAGGGAAUUCAGUUUAAAUCACAACAGCAAUAAUGCACCUUUAUUUUAUUACCAACAACAAGGGUUAUGCGAUAGAGGAGAGGGAGAGAGAGAGAAAGAUGUAGGAGACGCUUCCUGGGGACGGUCAGAGACACGACAAAGACCUCUAUAAUCGAGUUAGGUGUUAGAAAUUUAUUUCAGGGCGUGGGAUAGAGAGAGAGAGAGAGAGAGAGAGAGAGAGUUUGCUAUGAGCCAA
Messenger RNA from Parus major (Great Tit), 5386 nucleotides. Its product is annotated as zinc finger protein 239-like. The coding region runs from base 1837 to 2781 and encodes 314 amino acids. The transcript has 3 exons. Gene Ontology annotation, biological process: regulation of transcription by RNA polymerase II; central nervous system development. NCBI's taxonomy places the organism in Eukaryota, Metazoa, Chordata, Aves, Passeriformes, Paridae. The record is from RefSeq and is a predicted model, not a curated record. Gene Ontology annotation, cellular component: nucleus. Gene Ontology annotation, molecular function: DNA-binding transcription factor activity, RNA polymerase II-specific; RNA polymerase II cis-regulatory region sequence-specific DNA binding.